AGACCUCACAGGCCAGAGACCUUCUCUUCUCCCUCUGCUCUCCCAGCUCCAAUCUCCAGUCUCAUCCUCAGCUCUGCAGCAGGAACAACUGCGCAGCCUUCCCUGCACUCCGGUUCCCAUCUCCUGUGGACCCCACAGAUCUUCCCUUUCUAACCCUUCGGCCUUAAACUUGUAGCCUUGUCCCAGCUCAUUCUUUGCUUAUGACUGAAACACACUCGCUUCCUACCAGGAGCGAUUCCAAGUAUUGUGGAAAGAUGAUUUCCAAGGUUGACUCUUUGUCAAACUGAGUUUCAGACGAGUAAGUCUGAUUAGGGAAGGAAGCAUGCCCACACAUGAAUAGGGGUUAUUGCUCAAUCUGCAUUCACGCCCUGGUGGAAACGAACUUUCAGUUUCAGUAGCUCCGGAUGGUAGGAGAGAAACACCAUGGCUGACAACAUCCUAAGGGCAAAGAGGAAGCAGUUCAUCCGUUCAGUGAAUGCAGAGACAAUAAAUGGCUUGCUGGAUGAACUUUUGGAGAAGAAAGUGCUGAACCAGGGAGAGAUGGAGAGAAUAAAAGCUGUAAAUGCCACUGUUAUGGACAAGGCACGGGACCUGUGUGAUUCUGUCACUAAAAAGGGGCCUCUGGCAUGCCAAAUCUUUAUCACUUACAUUUGUAAUGAAGACAUCUACCUGGCAGGAAUUCUGGAGCUUGAAUUGGGUUCACCAGCUGAAAAUUCCAUCAGGACAGAUAAUUUCCAAGGAGGACUUCCUUCUUCCUCAGAAACAAAGCAAGGACAGAACAAAGAAGGCAGCAAACUUCCAGGACCAAGUGGGACCCUCAAGUUAUGCCCCUUAGAUCAAGCCCAGAAGAUUCGGGAAGAAAACCCUUCAGAGAUUUAUCCAAUAAUGAAUACAUCCACUCGUACACGUCUUGCCCUCAUUAUCUGCAACACAGAGUUUGAAUACCUUCCUAGGAGGGAUGGAGCUGAUGUGGACCUCAGAGAAAUGAGGUUGCUGCUGCAGGAUCUGGGAUAUACUGUGAAAGAGAAAGAAAAUCUCACAGCUCAGGAGAUGACUGAAGCGGUAAAGGAAUUUGCUGACUGCCCGGAGCACAAGACUUCUGACAGUACUUUCCUUGUAUUCAUGUCUCAUGGUAUCCAGGAAGGAAUAUGUGGAAAGACAUACUCUGAUAAAGUACCAGAUGUUUUAAAAGUUGACACUAUCUUUCGAAUGAUGAACACUUUGAAGUGUCCAAGCUUGAAAGACAAGCCCAAAGUUAUCAUCAUUCAGGCCUGCCGUGGGGAGAACCGAGGAGUGGUGUUGGUAAAAGAUUCAGUAGAAGACACUGGAAAAAAAUUCCUAGUGGAUGCGGAUUUGGAAGAUGAUGGAAUUAAGAAAGCCCAUAUAGAGAAGGAUUUUAUUGCUUUCUGCUCUUCAACACCAGAUAAUGUCUCCUGGAGGCAUCCUGUCAAAGGCUCUCUUUUCAUUGUGGAACUCAUCAAACAAAUGAAAGAAUAUGCCUGGUCUUGUGACCUGGAGGACAUUUUCAGAAAGGUUCGAUUUUCAUUUGAACAACCAGAAUAUAGUUUACAGAUGCCCACCACUGAAAGGGUGACUUUGACAAAACGUUUCUACCUGUUCCCAGGACAUUAAAAUAAGAAGCCAAGAAUUCCAUCAUUCUGUACCUGUUUUGGGAAUCAUGUCAAUGAAAAGCAACAUUUCACUAAAUGAUGCAAUAAAUCUCAAACAAAACUGAAAGGCUA
Peromyscus maniculatus bairdii (prairie deer mouse) is the source of this 1742-nucleotide messenger RNA. RefSeq names its product caspase-1. The record is from RefSeq and is a predicted model, not a curated record. Gene Ontology annotation, molecular function: cysteine-type endopeptidase activity; caspase binding. Gene Ontology annotation, biological process: regulation of apoptotic process; proteolysis; regulation of inflammatory response. NCBI's taxonomy places the organism in Eukaryota, Metazoa, Chordata, Mammalia, Rodentia, Cricetidae. Gene Ontology annotation, cellular component: NLRP3 inflammasome complex; IPAF inflammasome complex; AIM2 inflammasome complex.